Molecule: messenger RNA, 1410 nt
Organism: Penicillium manginii
Lineage: Eukaryota; Fungi; Ascomycota; Eurotiomycetes; Eurotiales; Aspergillaceae
Exons: 2
Coding region: 1-1410 (469 amino acids)
Source: RefSeq, a predicted model, not a curated record
AUGAUCGCCGCUAUGGCGAAGCCCAUGAUUACAACCGUGGAGAUGCUGCAGAUUAUUAUGAUGAACACCCCGAUAACCGGCGAUACGAUGCACGACGCGACUCGGACUAUAGCUCACGACAGGCACGCCGUCCACGACACGAAUUUCGACGUCGGGCAUCAGUCUGAAAGGCCCAGCCGCUCAUCCCGCCGUCAAAAUCGUCGCCAAUCCACGAGCGAGGUCUCGAGAGCAAAUGGCGACCAAGACCAGCAUCGUAGCCGUGAUCAAGGCGCCGACGACAGUAACCGUGACCAAGGCCACAGCUUCUUAAGCGGCACGGGUGGGCAGCUUUUAAUGCAUGCUGCGCUUCCACUCGUAGCCGCCGGUGCUGCAGAGGCCUUGCGGGCGCGCAAGGAACCCGGAGAAUGGAAAGGCGACAAAGGCAAGCAUGUUCUGACGGCAGCUGUCACCAACGGAUUGGUAAAUAAGGAUCCAAGCAAGCCUCAGAAACACCAUAUCAUGGAGACUACACUUCGGGGCUUACAUGACGGUGGCCCUACCCGUGAAGAGAGAGUUGCGCUUCAGCGUCGGGUUGGCGCAAGCAAUACAUCGAGCAAUCUUAAAAAAGUUGCUGUUGCAGGUGCAGUGGCCUUUGCGGGAAAGGAGCUCUAUGAUCGAUAUGGCCGCUCGCGAUCUCUGGGACGAGACUACAGCGAUGACCGUUACAGGUCGAGCAAGCCCAGUCAGAGUGUCUCGGAUGAUUGGCACCGUGGAGUGAAGUCUCCGGACCAUGAAGAAUACGAUGAUCGGAGAAGCACUCGGUACAAUGACAGGGAUAGUCAGUCCAACUAUUGGGGAAACUAUUCUACUCGCGACCACGACUCCAGAAAUGGGGAUUAUAGCUCUGAUGGGUAUUCGGACUCGGAUAUGGAAAACAACUACCACGAAGAUUAUUACGGACGACAACAAACCUCUCGAAAUCCGGCCCGAUCACGUUCCUUGAACAGGUACUCUGAUAACUACUCACGUCGGGACUGGUCGAGCUCCGAGUAUGAUUCCGAUUUGGGGGAUAGCUCAGAUGAAAAGAAAAAAGAAAAGAAAAUGAAGCGUGAUAUGCUGUUAACCUCCGGCCUCGCCACUGCGGCAACCGUCCACGCAGCUCACAAAGUCUACGGUUCAAUUAAUAAGCGCAAGCAACGCAUGGCUCAGCUGGAAGAUGGCGAGAUCACGGCCGAUGAGGCGCGCAAGGAGCGCAUUAAAGCCAACACGAUUGAUGCGGCGAGUAUCGGUCUUGCUGCUCUGGGUAUCAAGGGUGCGUAUGGAGAGUGGAAAGAAGCGAAUGAGAAGCGUAAGGAGGCUGAAGAGUUCAAACACGAGCGUCUUCGUCGUGGAGUGAAACGUGAACUCAAGCGCAAUCGCAGAUACUCAUGA